GCCCCGCCCCAUGACAGCGCGGGGUCACCAACAGGGAACAGCAGCAGGCCACGCCCCCCGCAGUGCCCUGCGUCUCACGUCGCGGACGGUGUUCGCGCGGUGUGUUCACGUCACCAGUUCACGUGCGGUCGCUUCAUGUCGUCACCGCGUCGGCGCAGCCCCUACCUGGGCCCGAGAGCCAGGAGCCAGGCGCGCAGCCAAGGAGCCGCCCGGCCGGGCUGAGCGGGGCCGCGCACCGGCGGGGGAGGGGCUGCAGCCAGGGGGCGGCCAGUCCGCAGGCGGCGCCCGGCGCGGAGCGGGAUGGCCCCGCGGCUGCAGCUGGAGAAGGCGGCCUGGCGCUGGACCGAGAGCGUGCCGCCCGAGGAGGUGACGCAGGAGCAUAUCGAGGCGGCCUAUCGCAUUGGGCUGGAGCCCUGCCAGCGCGGCGUGUGCAGAAGAAACUGCAGAGGAAACCCAAACUGUUUGGUUGGGAUUGGUGAACAUGUUUGGCUAGGAGAAAUUGAUGAAAAUAGCUUUCACAACAUUGAUGACCCAAACUCUGAACGGAGGAAAAAGAACGCCUUUGUAGGCCUAACAAACCUUGGAGCCACAUGCUACGUGAACACUUUCUUGCAGAUGUGGUUUCUUAACUUGGAACUUCGGCAGGCCCUUUACUUGUGUCCAAGCACCUGCAGUGAAUAUGUGACUGGUCAAGGCAUCCCAAAAGACAGAGAUUAUGAACCCCAGACAAUUUGUGAACAUCUUCAGUACUUGUUUGCGUUGUUACAGAACAGUAAUAGACGAUACAUUGAUCCCUCCGGGUUUGUUAAAGCGCUAGGUUUGGAUACAGGACAACAACAGGAUGCCCAGGAAUUUUCAAAGCUAUUCAUGUCACUACUAGAGGAUACUUUGUCUAAACAAAAAAAUCCAGAUGUACGGAACAUUGUUCAAAAGCAGUUUUGUGGAGAGUAUGCAUAUGUCACUGUCUGUAACCAGUGUGGCAGGGAGUCCAAACUCAUAUCGAAAUUUUAUGAACUGGAGUUAAAUAUCCAAGGGCACAAGCAGUUGACAGACUGUAUCACAGAAUUUCUUAAGGAAGAAAAGUUAGAAGGGGACAAUCGUUACUUUUGUGAAACUUGUCAGAGUAAACAAAAUGCAACAAGGAAGAUCAGGCUGCUUAGUCUUCCAUGUACACUCAACUUGCAGCUGAUGCGUUUUGUGUUUGACAGACAAACUGGCCAUAAGAAAAAGUUGAAUACUUACAUUGGCUUUUCUGAAUUGCUUGAUAUGGAACCUUUUAUGGAACAAAAAGAUGGUGUCUAUAUAUAUGAACUUAGUGCAGUUCUUAUACACAGGGGAGUGAGUGCAUACUCUGGUCACUACAUUGCUCAUGUGAAAGACCCACAGACUGGUGAAUGGUACAAGUUUAAUGAUGAAGACAUAGAAAAGAUGGAGGGGAAGAAAUUGCAACUAGGGAUUGAGGAAGAUCUAGCAGAGCCUUCUAAGUCUCAGACUCGUAAACCCAAGUGUGGGAAAGGAACUCACUGCUCUCGAAAUGCUUACAUGUUGGUGUAUCGACUGCAAACACGGGAAAAAUCUCUAACAGCAGAAAUCCCAACUUUUCUGCAGGAGCUCGUCGAACGGGAUAACUGCAAGUUUGAAGAGUGGUGUAACGAAAUGGCAGAUAUGCGUAAACAAAGCGUGGUCAGAGGCAAAAUCAAACAUGAAGAGGUGAAGGAGCUCUACCAAAGGUUGCCUGCUGAAGCUGGAUGCCCGUAUGAGUUUGUCUCUCUUGAAUGGUUACAGAAAUGGCUGGAUGAAUCUGCCCCUCCCAAACCCAUAGAUAACACUGCAUGCUUGUGUUCACAUGGCAAAUUGCACCCUGAUAAAAUAUCAAUUAUGAAGAGAAUAUCUGAGUAUGUUGCUGACUACUUCUACAGGAGAUACGGAGGGGGGCCCAGACUAAAUGUUAAAGCACUUUGCAAGGACUGUGUGGUAGAGAGAUGUCGAAUACUACGACUGAAAAACCAAUUAAACGAAGACUAUAAAACUGUCACAAACUUGCUGAAAAUUACAGUAAAGGGUAAUGAUGGAUUUUGGGUUGGAAAGUCAUCCUUGCGGAGUUGGCGUCAGCUGGCUCUGGAACAGUUAAAUGAACAAGAUGAUGAUGCAGACCAGAAUAAUGGAAAAAUGAAUGGAGAUGCACAAAACAAAGAUGAGUCCAAUGAAGAAAAGAGGGAGGAGGAAGAGGAGUUAAAUUUUAAUGAAGACCUUGUUUGCCCACAUGGUGACCUAUGCAUAUCAGAAAAUGAAAGGAGGGUUGUUUCUAAAGAAGCCUGGAAAAAGCUCAAGCAGUAUUUUCCAAAGGCCCCAGAAUUUCCAAAUAGCAAAGAAUGCUGUUCCCAGUGCAAGAUUCUGGAAAGAGAAGGAGAGGAAAAUGAAGCCCUGCAUAAGAUGAUGGCAAGUGAGCAGAAGACUGCUCUGCAGAACCUGUUCCAAGACAAAUCCAGACCAUGUCUUGGUAGCUGGCCUCAGGAGACAGAUGAGCUCUACAUUGUAUCACAGUUUUUUGUAGAAGAAUGGAGGAAAUUUGUAAGGAGGCCUACAAGAUGCAGUCCUGUAUCAUCAGUAGGAAACAGUGCUCUUCUCUGCCCACAUGGGGGCCUCAUGUUCACAUUUGCUUCCAUGACCAAAGAAGACUCUAAACUUAUAGCUCUAAUAUGGCCCAGUGAGUGGGAGGCAAUACAAAAACUGUUUGUUGUGGAUCACGUUAUCAAAAUCCUCAGAAUGCAAACUGCUGAGACGAGCCCUGAGAGCACGCUUUUCGAUUCUGAGCCCAAGCUGUGUCCAGAAUGCAGAGAAGGAUUGUUGUGCCAGCAGCAGAGGGACCUGCGUGAGUACACCCAGGCCACCAUCUAUGUACAUAAAGUGGUGGAUAAUAAAAAGGUAAUGAAGGAAGCUGCUCCAGAACUGAAUGUGAGCAGUUCAGAAGCUGAAGAGGAAAGGGAGGAAGCCAAACCAGAAGGGGAACAGGAUCCAGAUUUUAAUCAGACUAAUGGUGGUGCGAAACGACAGAAGAUAUCCCACCAGAACUACAUUGUUUAUCAAAAGCAAGGCAUCAGACGGAGCACGCGACACAGAAAAGUCAGAGGGGAAAAGGCACUACUUGUUUCUGCCAACCAGACAUUGAAAGAGCUGAAAAUACAGAUCAUGCACGCAUUUUCAGUUGCUCCGUUUGACCAGAAUUUGUCAAUCGAUGGGAAGAUACUAAAUGAUGACACUGCAACACUUGGCGCCCUUGGAGUCAUUCCAGAGUCAGUCAUUUUAUUGAAGGCUGAUGAACCAAUUGCAGAUUAUGCAGCAAUGGAUGAUGUUAUGCAAGUUUGUAUGCCUGAAGAAGGAUUUAAAGGGACUGGUCUUCUUGGACACUAAUGUUUUUUUAUAACCUCUGGCAGCAGAGAAAUGACCAGAAAGGAAGAGGAUUUUGACAUGGUAGGGCAUUAAAGCAAAGGUGGAUAUAGGACUAAACAGUUGCUUGACUCUUCCAGAAGGCAGAAACCCAUUCUGAAAUGACUGCCCCAAAUGCCUUAUGUCAAAGCAGAUUGCACUGAAGGGACAUCCUGACUUCAAGAGAGCGAUUCAGAUUUUAUAUUUAAUAAAACAGAAGUAAAAGUAUAGUAGCAGUAACAAUAUAUCAUGUUUACAGACAGAAAUUUCUAGCUGAGGAAGGGAGAGGCAUUCUAUUGUUUCCUUGCUCUGAUUUCAUACCACAGUCAUCUGUCCAUAAAGAAAUAGUAUUACAGUAGAUCAAAAACAUCUUGAUCUGUCCUAAAGUAAUUCUUUAGAGAUAAACCUGCUUACAGAUAUCCUGUCUUUGAUCCACUCUUACUCAUUCAGUACAGCAUGGAAGUGAAGAAUUUGUUAAUUGUGAAGAAUGACUAGCUUUUUCAGACUUCAUAUAUGUACCCCAAAAUGUAAACUGAUGGAAGGCUUUCACAGGCAAGACAAUGGCUCUUCAACACAGAGAUAAGGGGGAUAAGGAGCUGCCUUCUCUGCUGUCUCUGGAGGCUCUAUCACACACCCAUCCUUUUGCAGUUUCACUUUCAAAUAUGAAGAUGAUCCUAACUUUAAUAAUCACAUGGUCUUUCUCUGUGAAAUGUGUUUUUAGAAAUGUUGGAUAUUUUAACAACUUUUGAUAACAUCUUCUCCAGUAUGCUACUGCCAAGAGCCAGAAAUCCAUUUCCACUCCACUGAUCAAUUCAGGAAUGUUGAAUUAAUCUUCACUAGAACAUCAGAAUCAGAUACUGAAGGGGGUGAGGUGUCAUACUUGGGGCACAUUUUUCAUGUGAAGAGAUUUUUCCUUUUGUUUUCAGGAAUGCGCUAAUUUUUCUUUUACCAUCUGUAAUUCCCAGAGAGGAUCUCUUCCUGACCCUAUUAAAUAUUAGCUGGAAAUAGCUUACCACUAAAAUAUUUAAAAGGACACUGUCAAGGUAUCUUUAUUAUUAAAGUUAAAUAUUUCCUGGUAGCUUCAUGCUCAACUGUGCUCCCUUAGCAAAAUAGCCUCUUGCUGAGUUUGGGCUUCGGCAGUGUUUUAUUAUUGUUUUUAAAUUGGCUGUUUAGAGCAGAACUACUGUAUUUAACAAUCCCAUGAGCAUUGCAGGCAGAUUUAAGGGGUCGGGUGUGGAGGGUAUAUAAAAACAUGGGCCCAGUAACCUUGAUAGUGUUCUUUUUAACAUUUACCUUUUAUCAGAAUAGUUAUAGCUCUCCUUCAUAAAAUGAUUUAACCUUUGUUCUUUUUCUCUAUACUGUUUUAAUCCAUCUUUUUCCUCCCUCCCUCCGAAACCAUUUAGGGAAGGUGGUAGGGAAUUCAGGCAGCAGGUCUGGACCAGUGAGAGUGGCAAAACAAUUGAUAUAAAAUAUCCUAUUUGGAGCAGUUGCCAAGCCAUAAAUAAUGGCUUGGAAAUGAUUCAGAAAAGGGGACUUAAAACUGAGAUUAUUUCUAAUGUAUCUUGAUUUUGUACUUCAAGAUACAGGGUUUGGAUCCAAUAAAAGGGCUGGAUCUUAGAGAGAUGAAACAGUGCAGCUGAGCAAUUUAUUCUUUCCCAAGGUAAAGACUUCAGUAAAAGUUCAAUAUGCUAUUGUUAGUGCUUGAUUAAGCAACUCUACUUCCCUUGAAAACAGGCAUGUUUGCCUGAAAGAGAUUUUAUUCUUCUUUUUAGACUGAAGCACUCACUCUUGUACAUAGCCCCUGGAAAUUUGAUAUUUUUUUCAAUUUGCUGGUUUUUGGGGGGAGGGGGGCGGGAGGCCGUUUUGUUUUUUAUUUUUGUUUUUUUGUUACUAGAGUCUCUUCCUUGAGAUUACAAUGUUCCAAAACUAAGUCUCUUAAACUUCACAGGGAAGAACUGUAAACCAUGAUGUAUAAGUAGACACAAUUACAGAGGUAAUGUAUAGAUGUACCUAAUGGCCUUGGUAUUGCUGUUUCUUACAGCUGUGCAGGGGAAACAGGUACAAGAUGUGAUCAAAGGCACAUUAACCGUUUUGUCUGUAUUUGCAAACAUAUUGGACUAAAAUUGUCAUUUGAGCUGUUGAAGCCUUAUUAAAGUGCAUACACAUGGUCUAUCUUCUCGUAUUUUAAUGUAUUGCAUAAAGCAUUUUUUUACAUUGA
Malaclemys terrapin pileata is the source of this 5644-nucleotide messenger RNA. It is a transcript of the gene USP48, whose product is annotated as ubiquitin specific peptidase 48. Gene Ontology annotation, molecular function: protein binding; cysteine-type deubiquitinase activity; cysteine-type endopeptidase activity. Gene Ontology annotation, cellular component: nucleus; cytosol. Bases 301 to 3411 code for a protein of 1036 amino acids. The record is from RefSeq and is a predicted model, not a curated record. The transcript is spliced from 28 exons. Gene Ontology annotation, biological process: protein deubiquitination. NCBI's taxonomy places the organism in Eukaryota, Metazoa, Chordata, Testudines, Emydidae.